Rhagoletis pomonella (apple maggot) is the source of this 2456-nucleotide messenger RNA. Its product is annotated as carcinine transporter. The record is from RefSeq and is a predicted model, not a curated record. Gene Ontology annotation, biological process: transmembrane transport. The transcript is spliced from 11 exons. Bases 553 to 2325 code for a protein of 590 amino acids. Gene Ontology annotation, molecular function: transmembrane transporter activity. Gene Ontology annotation, cellular component: membrane. Lineage: Eukaryota; Metazoa; Arthropoda; Insecta; Diptera; Tephritidae.
UAGCCUUUCCAUUAAGUUGUUUAGUCUCGCGCUAAACGUAUGCGAUUGCAAAUAUUCGUAUGUUAUUAUUUGAAAGAACUUUAAAAAAUAUCCUCGAAAACGAGAACGCAUUGAAACUUUUCUGUGAUAACAAACGAAGCUGUGCAGAGUUCCUAUUCUCAUACCGUUAGCUACAUAUAUAUGUAUCAUUGGUGCUUCAGCGAAAAGAUAAAGUGUAAAUCUGUGUUUAUCGAAGUUUUACAGUCUUAUUAUCAAAGUGAAUAUUUUAAAAGCCUUCAACGUGUAUAAGUGAAGAAAUUUUCGUCAUCCCUUGCCGAAAUUAGUUUGAAGACAACUCGAUUUUGAUGUUGUCUCAUCGUUCUGAGGAACAAAAAAAUUCCACCGCAGAUUACGCCAUUCUGAAAUCCGUUAGUCCCCAAAUCAAAGACAGGGUGUGACCGAAGUUUGUCUUCCCACAGUUGAGAAUACAGUUGGCAGUUGUGCCUCUAUAAUCGUUAGCUACUUCAGCAAAUUUAAGCUAAUUGCCCAUACGCACAUACACACACACCAGCCAUGUCAGAUGAAAAGAAAAAUGGCGAUGUCAACAAAAACCUACCAACAGCUGAUGGCGACGAAAUUGAUGAGUCCGAAGCGAAUGAUCCAUUUCAGAAGAUCAUGGAAAGCGCCGGAAACCAUGGGCGCUUUCAAUUGAUUUACAACAUGAUAUUCGUGUUGGCUUUUGCCUCCGCUGGAGCGAUGGUAUUUAUGAAUAUCAUAUUGGCGCUCGAUAUUCCGGAACACUGGUGCACCGUGCCGGGCCAAGAACUAACCAACUACACGCUGGAUGAGUGGCGACGUCUUACACUGCCAACGCAGAAGGAUAAUCGCGGUACCAGCACACACAGUAGCUGUGAAAUGUAUAAUGCAAAUUUUACGGAAAUCAUCGAUUGGCGGCAUUGGAAUAAAACCAAGUCAAAUGUAACAGCUUGCCAGAAUGGCUGGAGUUAUGAUCGAACGUGGUACGAUGACACCAUCCCGAGCAAGGAGAACUGGGUUUGCUCCAGAAGUUUGUAUGUAACGAACGCAUUUGUUGUGGGACGCGUGGCAGAAGGUGUCGGAUCAUUUGUGCUGGGACAAAUGGGUGACGUUUAUGGACGUCGCUUUGUUUACUACAUCAGCAUUGCGUUCUGUGCGCUGGGACGGUCAUUCUCCAUAUUAACAACCAACUUAUAUUGGGUGUUCCUAUUCUGCACGGGAUUAACUGGAUUCGCGGUGAAUAGUUUGUUUCAAUCGCCACAGAUUAUUGGCAUGGAAAUAUCAAGAGAGCAGGACCGUAGCGCUAUUGCGAUUUACCAGAGCAUUGGGUGGUCAAUUGGAACAACAUUUAUGCCGUUGCUUUUUUGGUGGCUACGUGAUUGGGCUGCCUUUAUGUGGAUCACAACGAUACCGACGGCACUAGUUUUAAUUUUCUACAAAUACAUCAUUGAGUCGCCACGUUGGUUGAUUAGCAAACAACGUUACGGUGAAGCGAUCACGCAAUUUAAGAAAAUUGCAAAAAUUAAUGGCCGCCAAUUCGACCUGACCGAGAAGGAGCUGGUACAGAUAUAUGCCAAUAGAGAAGAGGAAGAGGUGACAUACGGUAUGGCGUCUCUUUUCAGCGGUUGGCAUCUGACACGGAAUACCGCCAUAAUGGGCUUCAGUUGGUGUGUAGUGGCGGUGUCUUACUUUACUCUCCUUUUGUUCAGUACACGUAUGGGCGGCAAUCCGUUCCUGAAUUUUCUUCUACAAAGCGUGGUCGAAAUACCCGCCUACAUAGUGGGCAGAUAUUUGGGUGAUACAUAUGGUAGGCGUUUUACAAACAGCAUGUCUUUCCUUGUGUCGUUUUGCGCUUCUGUACCGUUAAUUUUAUUGGCCGCAGAUAUCAAAUAUGAGAAGGUCAUUGUAUAUCUGGCUACCUUCAUCAAGUUUCUAAACGCACUCACCUUCUUCACAGUCAAUCUGCAAAGUAUGGAAAUCUACCCCACCUGCAUGCGGCAGACGGGCAUCGCGCUGGGGGCGAUUCUAGCGAAUGCUGUCGGUAUUAUUGCACCCUACCUCGUUUAUUUGGGCACUACUAUCAACAUUCGUGCGCCAUACUAUAUUCUUGCCACAUUGUUCCUUGUCGGAGGAAUGGCAGCAUUAUUCCUGCCUGAGACGCUACAUAAAAAAUUGCCCGACACAUUGGAAGAGGCGAGACAUUUCGGAAAACACGAUAAAUUCUUUAGCUUACCUAAGGCGCCUCCAAAAGUAGAAAAGCCCCAGCCUGGCGAAGAUGUGCAUCUCAAUCAAACAAAGUUUGCUCCUUAAAUCUCAUUAAGCGGUUAUUAGACUGUUAAAUAUUAGUAUUUCACACUAAUUAUCUGUGUUAUUGUUGGUUUUUUGCAAACAAAUUAUUAUUUAACUAUAUUAUAAAUAUACUAGCGGAUGAAAAAAUUUAA